This is a messenger RNA of Piliocolobus tephrosceles (Ugandan red Colobus), 1417 nucleotides long. RefSeq names its product jumonji domain containing 7 (gene JMJD7). Bases 38 to 988 code for a protein of 316 amino acids. Lineage: Eukaryota; Metazoa; Chordata; Mammalia; Primates; Cercopithecidae. The record is from RefSeq and is a predicted model, not a curated record. The transcript is spliced from 8 exons.
GUCGGGUUGAGGCGGGGUCUCAGACGCAGACGCAGCCAUGGCGGAGGCGGCUUUGGACGCCGUGAGGAGGGAGUUACGAGAAUUCCCGGCCGCUGCAAGGGAGCUCAGUGUGCCUCUUGCUGUGCCCUACCUGGACGAGCCCCCAACUCCGCUCCACUUCUACCGGGACUGGGUCUGCCCCAGCAGGCCGUGUAUCAUCCGCAACGCUCUGCAGCACUGGCCGGCCCUCCAGAAGUGGUCCCUCCCCUAUUUCAGAGCCACAGUGGGCUCCACGGAGGUGAGCGUGGCCGUGACCCCCGACGGUUACGCGGAUGCUGUGAGGGGGGACCGCUUCGUGAUGCCAGCUGAACGCCGCGUGCCCCUGAGCUUCGUGCUGGAUGUGCUGGAGGGCCGGGCCCAGCACCCCGGGGUCCUCUACGUGCAGAAGCAGUGCUCCAACCUGCCCACCGAGCUGCCCCAGCUGCUGCCUGACCUGGAAUCCCAUGUGCCCUGGGCCUCAGAAGCCCUGGGAAAGAUGCCCGAUGCUGUGAACUUCUGGCUAGGGGAGGCGGCUGCGGUGACUUCUUUGCACAAGGACCCCUAUGAGAACCUCUACUGCGUGGUCUCAGGAGAGAAGCAUUUCCUGUUACAUCCGCCCAGCGACCGGCCCUUCAUCCCCUAUGAGCUGUACACGCCGGCAACCUACCAGCUAACCGAAGAGGGCACCUUUAAGGUGGUGGAUGAAGAGGCCAUGGAGAAGGUGCCCUGGAUCCCAUUGGACCCCUUGGCGCCAGACCUAGCCCGGUACCCCAGUUACAGUCAGGCCCAGGCCCUUCGCUGCACAGUGCGGGCCGGUGAGAUGCUCUAUCUGCCGGCUCUGUGGUUCCACCACGUCCAGCAGUCCCAGGGCUGCAUCGCAGUGAAUUUCUGGUAUGACAUGGAAUACGACCUCAAGUAUAGUUACUUCCAGCUGCUCGACUCCCUCACCAAGGCUUCAGGCCUUGACUGAUGGAGCACUGGUGAACGUGGCCAAGCACGCCUCGGGGGAAGGGGCCAGCCCCUUCCUGGCUGGGUCAAUUCUCGAGAGAGCCUGGAGUGUGCAUGCUGGCUGCUGGCCCAGUCCAGCAUGGCUUGAGAUCAACUUUGGAGGAUCUUGGAAUGUGGUCAUGAGGACUCAAGGUGCCAGGCAGGUCUGGGUGAGGGUUCUCAGGGAGUUGCCACAUAGGUGAGCGGAGCGGGAAUCAGGUGCAGCGGCACCUCUCCCCAGUGCUGUGAUGUUGGGAGAGUCACUGCAUCUCGGGCAUUGGUGUCCUGUCAGUAAACAGAUAAUAAUGGCUCUACCUCACGGGGCUAUCAUGGGCUUGGAGAUGAUGUCUAUGAGGACCAGCAUGGAGCUGGCACACAGGACAUGUUGAAUAAAAGGUAGCUGUGAGUCGUA